AUGGCCUCAAAGGCUGGUGAAAAGAGCAUCUCUGCAUAUGGAGAGGCUCGUUCGACCCUGGAGGGGAAGCCCUUGGAUGCCGAGACCAUCCGGAAGAUGAAUGCCUACUUCCGGGCCAGCAUGUAUCUAUGCCUGGGCAUGCUUUAUCUCCGCGACAAUCCGCUGCUCAAGGAACCUCUCAGACUAGAACAUCUCAAAGCCCGUCUCUUGGGUCAUUGGGGAUCCGAUGCAGGGCAGUCUUUCACCUGGAUGCACAUGAACCGUCUCAUCAAGAAGUAUGAUCUCGAUGUGCUCUUUGUCUCUGGUCCAGGCCACGGCGCUCCUGGCAUUAUUUCCCAAUCCUACCUGGAAGGGGUUUACUCGGAGGUCUAUCCGGAUAAAGCGGAAGAUGCAGAGGGUAUGAAGAAGUUUUUCAAACAGUUUUCAUUCCCCGGUGGCAUUGGAAGCCAUGCAACUCCUGAGACACCUGGAAGUAUCCAUGAAGGUGGUGAGCUGGGAUAUUCGAUAUCACACGCCUUCGGUUCCGUCUUUGAUAACCCAAACCUGAUCACUCUGACCAUGGUCGGUGAUGGAGAGUCCGAGACUGGACCGUUGGCGACUAGCUGGCAUAGCACAAAGUUCUUGAACCCUAUUGUUGACGGAGCCGUGCUACCUGUCCUACACUUGAAUGGAUACAAGAUCAACAAUCCAACCGUCCUUGCCCGAGUGAGCCAUGAAGAGCUCACGUCCUUGUUUUUCGGCUACGGAUGGAAGCCGUACUUUGUGGAGGGAAGUGACUUUGACAGCAUGCACCAGGCAAUGGCUGUCACACUUGAACAAUGUGUGAAGGAGAUCAAGGAAUACCAGAAGAAAGCCCGAGAUUCGAAUACUCCUUUCAGGCCUCGCUGGCCCAUGAUUGUUCUUCGCACUCCCAAAGGAUGGUCGGCCCCACGAGAAAUCGACGGCCACCACCUGGAGGGCUUCUGGCGUGCCCACCAGAUUCCAAUCACUGAUGUCCGGACUAAUCCUCCUCACCUCAAGCUCCUAGAGGAGUGGAUGAGAGGAUACAAGCCCGAGGAGCUAUUCGAUACGAACGGCAAACUGCACGCCGAACUCAAAGAGCUUGCACCUACGGGCAAUUCGCGGAUGAGUGCCAAUCCGGUCGGUAACGGUGGUCUUCUGCGUCGACCACUCAAUAUGCCCGACUUCCGAAAGUAUGGGUUCACGGACAUCGAUCCCGGAAGGUCAAUCAAGGGAGGCAUGGCUAAUAUGGCCAUAUUCCUCCGAGAUCUGGUAGCCCAGAACAUGCACAACUUCCGACUGUUCGGUCCCGAUGAAACGGAGUCCAACAAGCUGGCUGAGGUGUACAAAGCAGGAAAGAAAGUGUGGAUGGGAGACUAUUUCGAGGAAGACAAAGAUGGGGGCAACUUAUCACCUGAUGGCCGGGUGAUGGAGAUUCUGAGUGAACAUACCUGCGAGGGAUGGCUGGAAGGGUACAUUCUCUCCGGACGACACGGACUGCUCAACAGCUAUGAGCCUUUCAUCCACGUCAUCGACUCUAUGGUCAACCAACAUUGCAAGUGGAUUGAAAAGUGUCUCGAGGUCGAAUGGAGAGCCCGUGUUGCUUCUCUGAAUAUUCUCAUCACGGCGACAGUGUGGAGACAGGAUCACAAUGGCUUCACACACCAAGAUCCAGGCUUCCUCGACGUGGUGGCCAACAAAAGCCCGGAAGUAGUCCGCAUCUACCUCCCACCUGAUGGAAACACCCUUCUUUCAGUGAUGGAUCAUUGCUUACGCAGUGUGAACUAUGUGAACGUCGUAGUCGCCGACAAGCAAGAUCACAUCCAAUUCCUUAACAUGGACGACGCCGUUGCGCACUGCACGAAAGGUCUAGGAAUCUGGGACUGGGCCAGCAACGACCAAGGCGCAGAACCAGACAUUGUCGUCGCAUCUUGCGGUGAUGUAUCAACCCACGAAGCCCUCGCAGCAACAGCCCUGCUACGCGAGCAUCUUCCCGAGUUGAAGGUCCGAUUCGUCAACGUCGUUGAUCUCUUCCGGUUGAUUUCGACCCUCCACCAUCCUCACGGCAUGUCAGACAAGAAAUGGAAGGCCAUCUUCACCGACGACAAACCCAUUAUCUUCAACUUCCACUCCUACCCCUGGCUCAUCCACCGUCUCACCUACAAGCGGCCAGGUCAACAUAACCUGCACGUGAGGGGGUACAGGGAGAAGGGCAACAUCGACACUCCAUUCGAGCUAGCCAUGCGCAAUCAAACUGAUCGAUACAGUCUCGCCAUCGAUGCUAUUGACCUGGUCAAGUCUCUUGGAAACACUGCGUCUGGUGUGAGAGAGAGGCUUAUCAAUGAGCAACUUGCUGCCAAAGCAGUGGCUUUUGAUAAUGGCCUUGAUCCGGAAUAUAUUCGGAAUUGGAGUUGGCCUUGGCCAAAGAAAUAG
This is a messenger RNA of Penicillium salamii, 2433 nucleotides long. The record is from the annotation of a GenBank genome assembly. NCBI's taxonomy places the organism in Eukaryota, Fungi, Ascomycota, Eurotiomycetes, Eurotiales, Aspergillaceae.